AGACAGUAAGGGCCCCAGACACCCCUAUAAAGUGGCAGCAGGCUUCUUCGCCCGAGACUCGAGACUCUCCGUCUUGCAACGGCCUCGCCCCGCUACGGCGGGAGGCUUUGGCCGAAGAUGCUGAUGAGGAAGACGCCCGCCUUUGCCCCAGCCUCUGUCUUCGGGUUGCGCCUUUCACACAAGUUCCUUUUCUUGCUCUUCCUCUCGGGCCUCAUCACCCUGUGCUUCGGGGCCCUCUUCCUCCUGCCCAGCUCAUCCCGUUUCAGGAGACUUUUCCUGCCUCUCCGGCCCCGGCGUCUCACUACUGCCCCGGGAGCUGGGGAGCCUGAGUCUAGGGGCCAGGGCCAAGCCGCAGGGCAGGAACCGCCUCCCAACCCAGCUCCAGCCCCUGGGGCACUGGCUGUAGGGCCUGGCCGAGGGGGGCGACACCCUCCAGGAGGCCCUACUACUCCCUGGGAGGAAGCUGGGGCCACCCGGGGCCAGCAGACUCCCGGAGCAGCCACUGGACUUCCCAGAGCCCCCAAGUCUCGCCCCUUGCCUACCCUGGUCUUCGAGGAGUUCAGGAGCCGCCUCCGGCACCCGGUGCUGGGGUCCAGGGGCAACUCAGAUGCCAAGAGCCUGGCUCAGAGGGAGAAAAUCAAAGAGAUGAUGCAGUUUGCCUGGUAUAACUACAAGCAGUUUGCGCUGGGGAAGAAUGAGCUGCGACCAGUGACGAAGAAUGGCUACACCGGUGGCAUGUUCGGAGGCCUUGGUGGGGCCACAAUCAUUGAUGCCUUAGACACUCUCUAUAUUAUGGAGCUGGAGGACGAGUUCCAAGAGGCCAAAAACUGGGUGGAGAAGAGCUUUGACUUGGACGUGAAAGGAGACGCCUCCGUAUUUGAGGUCAACAUUCGAUACAUUGGUGGACUGCUCUCGGCCUACUACCUGACAGGAGAAGAGGUGUUCAGAGAGAAGGUCAUCAGACUCGGAGAGAAGCUCUUGCCAGCCUUCAACACCCCCACUGGAAUUCCCCGGGGGAUGGUGAACUUUGGGAGCAGAACCUGGGGCUGGGCAUCUCUGGGGAGCAGCAUCCUAGCAGAGUUUGGAUCCCUCCACCUGGAGUUCCUGCACCUCACCAAGAUCUCUGGCAACCCAGUCUUCGCUAGAAAGGUGAAGAAUAUCCGAAGGGUCCUCAACAGAACCGAGAAGCCCAAAGGCCUUUACCCCAACUUCCUCAGUCCAGUCAGUGGCAGCUGGGUCCAACCCUGCUGUUCCCUACAAACUCUACCAAUUUCCUUUCAGGCGAUAGAAACCCACUUGCUGCAGAAGUCCCAGGAGGGACUGACCUACAUUGCCGAGUGGAAAGGGGGUGUCCUGGACCAUAAGAUGGGGCACCUGGCAUGUUUCUCUGGUGGUAUGAUUGCCCUGGGGGCUGAGGAUGCAGAGAUGGGAAAGAGGAACCAUUACAUGGAGCUUGCUGCCCAGAUCACAAAGACGUGUCAUGAGUCUUACAUCCGCACAGAGACUAAGCUGGGACCAGAAGUGUUUUGGUUUGAUUUCGGGAGUGAAGCCACGACCUCCAGCCCCAGUGAGAGCUACUACAUCCUGCGGCCAGAAGUUGUGGAGAGUUACAUGUACAUGUGGCGCCUGACCCACGAUCCCAAGUACCGCCAGUGGGGAUGGGAAGUUGUUGAGGCCCUUGAAAAAUACUGCCGGAUAGAAACAGGCUUCUCUGGGAUCCGGAAUGUUUAUACAACAUUUCCUGAGCAUGAUAACAUGCAGCAGAGUUUUUUCCUGGCAGAGACACUUAAGUACCUCUAUUUGCUGUUCUCUGAAGAUGAUCUCCUCUCCUUGGAAGAUUGGGUAUUCAACACAGAGGCCCACCCGCUCCCAGUGGGCCACAUACACAGUCUGGACAGAGCCCACUAGCCCCUGCCUCUGGACAGCCCCCAUCAUGACUGCCAGGAUCUGGGCCCCCCCACCAACAGGAUCUGCUUUUCAAGGAAGAGUCAGGCCCAUGUUCCCAACUCAGACAGACAUCAGGUGGGGCAAAUUCCUUGGAUAGGCACCUUCUUUUCCUCUAUGAGGAACCAUGCCAACCUCGAAACGAGACCUUGGUCAAAGGCCAUUCAGUACACAGAAUAUGGACAUUCCUUUCUACAGAAUUUCUAUGAAACCCACUGACUUUUCAUUCAUUCCAGGGGCCAGAGGGAGGAGAAGCCGACUAUGAGAGAGGAUCCUUCUCCCCUCUCUCCCAUUCUGUCUUGUUUUGCCUUUUUUCUAUGCAGUUGGACUUUAUUCCCAUUUUUAAUCACCGUUUUCAAUAUAAUGUGCUUUCUUAUGUAAUGUCCACAUGAUAAACAGAGUCAGCCACUCUUUGCUCCUGUCUUGGCCCCGUUUUAUAUAUUUUCUGUGCUUUUUACCCAUUUAGAAUUAAUUUCCAUUCACGUCACCUGGCUCUCUGAUCUGCGGAGAGAGAGUGCCUCUGCUCCUCAAGGUGAAACCGAGUGUUGUCAAUCACUGGUCUUCUCUUCCCAGCUGCCCAGCAACCAGAAAAAUGAUCUUGUGAAAUAUGGACCAUGGUUGGGUUGAUCAUCCAGCAUCGAGGCCCAGGGAACCCCAUGCUGUAUUAUUG
Molecule: messenger RNA, 2614 nt
Organism: Gracilinanus agilis (Agile Gracile Mouse Opossum)
Lineage: Eukaryota; Metazoa; Chordata; Mammalia; Didelphimorphia; Didelphidae
Gene: MAN1C1
Product: mannosidase alpha class 1C member 1
Exons: 11
Coding region: 118-1908 (596 amino acids)
Biological process (GO): N-glycan processing; carbohydrate metabolic process
Cellular component (GO): Golgi membrane; extracellular exosome; endoplasmic reticulum
Molecular function (GO): calcium ion binding; mannosyl-oligosaccharide 1,2-alpha-mannosidase activity
Source: RefSeq, a predicted model, not a curated record